Molecule: messenger RNA, 1899 nt
Organism: Eruca vesicaria subsp. sativa (arugula)
Lineage: Eukaryota; Viridiplantae; Streptophyta; Magnoliopsida; Brassicales; Brassicaceae
Source: the annotation of a GenBank genome assembly
CCGAACUCCGGCGGCUGAUAACGGAAGUGUGCUUUGUCUCAAUCCCUCUCUCGGUGAUCUCUCCUAAACCUCUUCCCCAUCUUUAAGGAUGUCAUCUUUGAAACGAAAGCACGACGCCGUGGGAGAAGACAAUCUUGUUGAUGGAGAAAAGAUCAAUACAGAGAACGGUUUCUUCGAUAUAUAUGGACCCGAAGCGAAACCAGAACUCGUUUUCAACACUCCGGACAUAACUUUGAACUUACAAGAUGUUCAAGGACUUGUGACAUGGGUUCUUGGUGAAGGCUAUAUGCCCUCUUGGGUAUUCAUCAAGAAUAAGCCUCUAAUUCCAAAGGUUGUUUUGCUCUACCUCCCUGGAUUGGAUGCAGAUUUGUACUUAUCACAGUCCAAAGCACUUUCUAGGUUGAAAUCAUGUUGUGGCAAUCCUAUACCUCUUUUAGCUUUGAGGUUGGUCUGUGCAGUUGAUGAGAUGAAGACAAUAGAUACAAUACUUACUUGCAGGGGUAAGAAGAAGAAAACUGCUACUAGUCCAAUGGAACCACCAGAAGCAUGUAACCUGACGGGGAAGGCCUUUAGUGAGCUCACAAAAGAUAUACCAUUCCCUGUUGCAUACUACACUCUAAGUCGAAAAGAAAUGGAACAAAAUGGAUACAAGUUUGAGACAGAGUUUAUUUCUACACUUCCUGCACCAUCAGGAUCAUGCCUCCAUGAGAUUUUAGCUCUUGAUUGUGAGAUGUGUAUUACAAAGGAUGGUUUUGAAUUGACAAGAGUGACACUGGUUGAUAUAGAAGGACAGAUUCUACUAGAUAAGUUAGUCAAGCCAACAAAUCACAUUACUGAUUACAAUACAAGGUAUAGCGGAAUAACAGCUGAGAUGAUGGAGGGAGUUACAACAACCAUUAGAGAUAUUCAGGAAGAGUUCUUAAAGCUGGUCUUUAAAGAGACAAUACUAGUAGGACACUCUUUGGAGAAUGACUUGGUUUCUCUGAAGAUAUCUCAUAACCUGGUGAUUGACACUGCAGUACUAUACAAGCAUCCACGAGGUGGUUCUUAUAAAACCAAACUUCGGAUCCUAGCGAAGAAGUUUCUCGCUAGAGAGAUACAAAUGUCUGAAACAGGACAUGACAGCGUCGAAGAUGCAAAAGCAGCGAUGGAUUUGGCACUAAUGAAGAUCAAAUACGGACCUGAGUUUGGUUCACCACCUGAGAUGAUAAGAAAGAGACUCCUCAACGUUUUGAAUGAGAGUGGGAAAGCCACUUCUAUUGUAGACAACAUCAACAUCGUGAAACGGUAUGCUUCUGACUCAUCAAAUGCAAUUCCAGUGUCUGAUGAUGAUGAAGCACUUUCAAAGGCCAUGAAAGAGGUAAAGAACAGGCGGUCACAGUUCGUUUGGACACAGUUCUCGGAACUCAACACACAUUUUCUGACCAGAGCGGAUGAUACGGAGAAACUAAACUCAAGACUAGCGAAAAUGAUCUCAUUACUGACGUGUUCAGCCUCUGAGAAACGUCCCAAAAGCAAAGUCUCAGCUGAAACUAAAGAGAUUUUGAAGAAAAUGGAUGAAAGAGUGGAUGCCCUUCACACUGCAUUACCAACAAAUGCAAUGUUUAUAGUUUGUACAGGACAUGGAGACACAUCCAUUGUACACAGGUUGAGGAAAAUGCUGAGAGAUGAGAAGAGUGAGAUUGGGUUUAGCCGUGAGGAAGUUGUGAAGGUUCUUGAAGAGCUUCAAGCACAAGCUGAAGUAGCUCUCUGUUUUGUAGGUAUCAAGCAAUGAAAGCGUAUAACACGGACCCUUAAUUUUUUUGGCAUUGUAUACUUUAUGAGCAACCAAUGUUUACAUACUUGUAAAUUUCAGUUCGGUAUAAUCUUUUGAUAGUAUUGGUUUAUUAUAUAACUUUG